Molecule: messenger RNA, 1965 nt
Organism: Endocarpon pusillum Z07020
Lineage: Eukaryota; Fungi; Ascomycota; Eurotiomycetes; Verrucariales; Verrucariaceae
Exons: 4
Coding region: 1-1965 (654 amino acids)
Biological process (GO): DNA replication initiation; DNA replication
Cellular component (GO): alpha DNA polymerase:primase complex
Molecular function (GO): DNA binding
Source: RefSeq, a predicted model, not a curated record
AUGAAGGAAGAUCUCAAUAGCUAUUUCUGUCCGUCUUCUGACGAUGGCCUACCACCCGAUGUUCUGGGUGAGCUCGAGUCUACAUUGCGGCUGCACUCCAUCUCCCCGCAGGAAUUGUUCUAUAAAUGGGAAUCCUACAGCCUUAAGAUGGGAUCUGAGGAGACGAAACUCGAUCUCGACACUGUACGCAUGUUCAAGAAGGAUGUGCAGGAUGGUCUGGAGCGAGAGAACCGAGGAAAGCAUGCUCCACGCACCGAUCGACGGAAUGGCGCAGCAGCAACUCCUCGAGCUGCUGCCUCGGGUGAUGUGUUUGGGAUGCUCGACGAGAUCACGCCGAAUAAGCUGCCGCGCAGGACCGCCAUCAAUGCGAAUGGUGGAAAACGAAAAGGAAAUUUUGACAUACCAGCCCCAAGAAAAGUCAGCAGACCAGAAACCAAUGGUGGCCCCGGAGCUUUCAACGCUUCGAGUAGAGGCGAUGUUCAGGAGGGAUUCAAGCCUGUUGCUUUCGUGGAAAGACAAAAUCCUGGACUGGUGGUGGAGACAUUAAAUGAGCACUUGCCUAGGGCCGGAGCACCAAUUGCUCCCUUUGCCGAAUCACGGAUCAAGUUCACUUCAAACACAGACGUGAAGAAGUUUGCAUACAGGCCCAUGGCGAUGCGCCUCUCGGAAUCCUCUGAAAUCCUCGACGAACGAAUUGAUGAGUUUACUAGUAUAGUUCAGAAGGCCCAUAAUCUCGAAGAUGCCGCAUUUGGCAAUGCAGCUUGCCAGAGCACAAGUGAGAUUGUGGCAGUUGGCCGGAUUGCGUCUGACACCCCAGAGUCAAAACUUGUGGCCGCAUCGCUCGUCCUUGAGACAUCAAGACGGAUGGGGGCUGGACGACGUGUACCACUGAAGCUUAACUCUUCAAUCUCUUUCCGGUUCUUCCCAGGCCAGAUCGUCGCUCUUCGCGGUCAAAAUGCCUCGGGCGAAGACUUCGUCGUUUCGGAGAUCCUGGCCAUUCCGUUCCUUCCAGACCCAAGAUCUGCACCAACUGCGAUAGAAGCAAGCAAUGAAAGACUUGGCGAUACGGCUGAAUCAUCUCCUCUCAACGUCAUCUUUGGCGCAGGUCCGUACUGCGCGGACGAUAAUCUGGCAUUUGAGCCUCUGAAUGCCUUGUGCUCGAAAGCAGCAGAUGAUAGUGUUGAUGCCCUAGUUCUGAGUGGUCCGUUUCUAGACGUGGAGCAUCCUCUCCUCGCAUCUGGGACCUUCGAUCUACCUGACAUCAAAGGUCUUGACCUAGAUGCAACCAUGUCCACCCUCUUUCACCAUAUGAUCGCCGCUCCAUUACAACGGCUUUGCAACGCCAACCCUAACAUCAUAGUCGUUCUCAUUCCCAGCGUCCGUGACGCCGUCAGCAAGCACGUAUCUUGGCCACAAGAACAGCUGCCACGGAAGGAUCUAGGACUUCCGAAACAAGCGAGAAUGAUGACAAAUCCAUGCACCUUCUGGUUAAACGAAGUGGUAGUAGGAGUGUCAUCCCAAGAUGUUCUUGGAGAGCUUCGGAAAGAAGAAGUCAUUGGCGGUAGCAACCAGGAGGACAUGCUGUCACGACUGCCACGACAUUUGAUCGAGCAACGGCAUUACUUUCCCUUGUUUCCGCCGGUCGCCAGGGAAGAUCUGCCAAAGACAGGUACCGAAUCCGGGCUAGCAACCGGAGCGUGUCUGGACGUAGGUUAUCUGAAGUUGGGAGAGAUGUUGAAUGUAAGGCCUGACGUGUUGGUAACACCAAGCGUACUUCCUGCUUUCGCAAGGGUUGUGGAAGGUGUCACGGUCAUCAACCCUAGCACGCUUUCAAAACGUAGAGGCGCUGGAACAUACUCGCAGAUGUCGCUCCAACCACGGCUUUUGAGUGAAGACGAGAAGGGCGAGAAGAGCGUCCUGCACAAAGUGUAUGAUCGAGCCAGGGUGGAUGUAGUGAGGAUAUGA